Messenger RNA from Lepus europaeus (European hare), 3221 nucleotides. It is a transcript of the gene TTC9C, whose product is annotated as tetratricopeptide repeat domain 9C. Gene Ontology annotation, molecular function: protein binding. Bases 1217 to 1732 code for a protein of 171 amino acids. The record is from RefSeq and is a predicted model, not a curated record. NCBI's taxonomy places the organism in Eukaryota, Metazoa, Chordata, Mammalia, Lagomorpha, Leporidae. The transcript has 3 exons.
UCGUAGCACGGAAGCGUGUGCGCGCCUGCCUUUCCGUACUUCCAGCCGGGGUUCCUGCGCAGCCAGCCGCCCGCCCUCUCGCCGCCCAGACUCGCCUCUCACUAUUGCUGCGGCCCUUUAGGGCUUGCUCGCCACCCCGUUCCCCUGCGGGGCCUGCAGCAGCUAAGCCAGAAGAGAAACUGUUGCAACAGGGAAGCCUACUCGCAACUGUUUCUCUAGCGAGUACGCGUGAGGACCCUCCGGGACCGAGAAAUAACCGUAGCCCUCGGCCCUCCUAGUCGCUCAACGCCUCGAUUUCUACCCAGCAACAGGAGGCCUAGCCUCGCCUCCGCCCCCUCUCAUUGGCCUGCUUGAAUCGGCUUCUGUCGUUAUGAUUGGUCACCUGUGACCGUGCGGAAUUUUCCAAUUGGCGAACGCUGUUGGGGGGAUUUUUUUUUUUUCCGCGUCGGCCUGCUGGGGAGGCGGAGUCAUUUCUGCGGGAUUACUUUUCCGGAGCCGCUUCUGAUUGGACGCUUUGGCGGAUUGCGCGCGACCCUUUAGAUACCAAACGGCCGGGAGCUCCGACCCUUUCCUUUCCAAGCUCCCGGCUGUAAAGCGGAAGCUGGGGGAGGGACUUCCGGCCUCGGGCGUCUGCGAAGGCCCGGGUGCCGGCGGCCUCGCUCGGGGGGCGUGCGUGGGGGGCGCUGCUGCGGACCUCUCCGUGCGGUCUGAGUGCUGGGCCUCUCAGACCUCGCGGCUCGCAGCAGUUACCCACCAAGGCUUAUUACAUGAGGACAAAUAAAGCGGGCGUGCGGGCCAGCCCCGCGGAUUUCUUGUAGCAGUUGUCCCCGCCUUCUCCCUUGUACUUCCAGGUCGGCGGGGAGGGCGUGCGGCCGACAGAGGGGCGGCGGCGGAGGCUGGGCGCUCGCACGCCUGCCACGGUCCCUUAGCAGGGCCUUCCCCGCGACCCCGGGGUCUCCUCACCCCGUAGUAACCGCUUAGGCUUCGGCUGUGGCCGUCCCCACGUCCUCCUCCCGACCACCUGCUGGAACGGUUGGAGACCGAAAACUGCUGCAGGGAGCGGAGGUGGAGGCCGUGGCAGAAACACGCCAAGCCCCCCUCCCCGGGGAAGGCCUCCGGGAGGGGCAGGGUCCCACCCGGGCCAGUCAGGUAGCCCCCAGCCCCAGCGCUCCGUUGCCCUGUCGCUAGCCCCGCAAGCGCCGCGGGCGGCAGAGCGAUGGAGAAGCGCCUGCAGGAGGCCCAGCUGUAUAAAGAAGAGGGGAACCAGCGGUACCGGGAGGGGCGGUACCGAGACGCCGUGAGUCGGUACCACCGAGCUCUGCUUCAGCUGCGGGGCCUGGACCCCAGCCUGCCCUCCCCAAUACCCAGUCUGGGGCCUCAGGGCCCGGCGCUCACCCCCGAGCAGGAAAGCCUGCUGCACACCACGCAGACAGACUGCUACAACAACCUAGCGGCCUGCCUCCUUCAGAUGGAACCAGUGAACUACGAGCGUGUGAGAGAGUACAGUCAGAAAGUCCUGGAACGGCAGCCUGAUAACGCCAAGGCCUUGUAUCGGGCUGGAGUAGCCUUUUUCCAUCUGCAGGACUACGACCAGGCUCGGCACUACCUCCUGGCUGCCGUCAGCAGGCAGCCCAAAGAUGCCAACGUCCGGCGGUACCUCCAGCUGACACAGUCAGAACUCAACAGCUACCACAGGAAAGAGAAGCAGCUCUACCUGGGCAUGUUUGGCUAACAAAGCAGGAAAAUCGCCUUCACUUGAACUUAGAUGGGCCAUUGCAGACCCACCAAGGGGAAACCUGAGCCUCCACCGCAGAAAUUUACCCUAUACCUCUGACCCCAGGUGGAUUUCUGUUUUGUUUCCAAUUUUGCACAGCCUGUUAACAAUGUAUAGUCUGUGUCUUUUGUUGUUGUUGUCUAUCAUGUAUGUAUUUUUACAGCUCGCACUCAGUACAUGUUCCUAUUGGGGAUUUUUGCCUUGAGAAAUAGAAUCUGAAAACAUUCAUUCACUACGGGUGGAAUAAAUCUUAUCUCUGGCACACUUUAAUAAUAGAUGUUGCUAGAUGCAUUCAUAUGCAGGCUAUAAUGCUGGCAGAGGAUGAAAUAGUAAAGAAAGACAUUUUCUUAGAUGGCAAAAGCCAAACUAGGAAGUGUGUUUUUUGUGAAACCAGACAAUUAUAAAUUGGGCCCAAAUGUAUUAAAAUGACAGAUUUUAAGUUGACCAUUUUGGGUUAAUUUCUUAUUUUCCUUAGUAUUUCACACAAUUCAUAUCCUUUUUCUCCCCUACAAAAGUAUGUGGUGUCUAUUUUUCUUUCAUGUAAUUUCUUGUCUGAUUGUUCAUAUUCUGAUCAUUAUCAGAGUGUACUUAGACUAUUCUAUCUUAAAAUUUCUGAGUCAAGGAUUUAAGUGUUAAUUUUAUAAGCCUUCAGCCAUCAUGCCAAAAAAAAAACUACCCAAGUAAACAUUUUAAUGUGUAAGAGGCACAUAUCUGUAGCAUGUACACUUCUCUAACAUAGGCAAGAUGGAACACUAAGUCUUCUAGAAACAGUACCAUGGUGAAGUAGAGUAACAACAAAUCUGUUCUGUGCCUCUCACCAUGUAUCUUGCAAGAGCUCAGGUCCAGACAGAGGAGACAAACAAUGAGGAAGGGCUGCUCCCGCUUAGUGCCUGUCAAUCACUCCAUGGAACUCUCUGGAAGCUAAGUUGGCCAUGGGUACAGUUUGCAGAUCUAGGCUCCAUCGAUCAGGAGCUCCUUUCUCAUCCUAUUUAUUUGUCCUUCACCUUUAUAAGUCAAGGUAAUGAGCAUGUGUUGUUAGCCAUCAUAUAACCACAGAACAGGUGUCAGCUAGAAAAAACAAACCAACCCAAAUACAUACAAAAAUCCCUUAGCCCUUUAUCAAUAACACUUCCUCUUCCUACAGACUAGACUCCUCUUUAUUCCUCUCUCUAUAUCUUUAAACAAUACAACUAUCAGCUUACAAGAAGUUUUUCUACUAAAUAAUCUUAUCAAGUGCAAGGACAGAACUAAUAAAAGUAAAAUGUCUUACUGCUCUCCCAAGCUUCUGACAUUGCUAAGCUUACAUUUCUUGGCCACAUUUUGCCAUGGUUGCAUGUUUUGUUUGCUUUGGGCUGGUUUUGCUUUCUGAUCUCUGUUUUAUUUCAAAGACUUGAUGUCAUAAUAAGCUGUCUUCUACAUCAAUGAGGAAAAAAAUAAAAAAUUUAAA